CUUUAAAAAGGAGCGGAUCGGGGCUUGGUUCACAUCAUUCCUUCGCUGCUGGUUGGUCUCUUCACACCUUCAGCAUGAGGUUGUUGGUCUCCGUCGUGACUCUGGUGUGCGUGGUGGGAGCAGCAAUUGCUCUCUACGUGCCUGAUGCCCAAGAUAAACGCAUCACUUCCUCCAAUGGCAGAGAUGGCAGCGGUGGCGGCACUAGACUAGAUAGUGGCGGAGGUGACGGCAGUCGAACCGGUGGCGGUGGCAGCGGUGGCGGCAGUGGAAGUGGUGGAGGUGGCAGCGGUGGCGGCAGUGGAACAGGUGGAGGUGGCAGCGGUGGGGGCAGUGGAAGCGGUGGAGGUGGCAGCGGUGGCGGCAGUGGAACUGGUGGCGGUGGCAGCGGUGGCGGCAGUGGAAGCGGAGGCACCGGUGGCGGAGGUGGCAGCGGUGGAGGCAGCGGCGGUGGAGGAAGCGGCGGUGGAGGUGGCAGCGGUGGCGGUGGAGGCAGCGGUGGCGGCAGUGGAAACGGUGGAGGUGGCAGCGGUGGAGGCAACGGUGGGGGCAACGGUGGAGGAGGUAACGGUGGGGGUAAUGGUAAUGGUUGCGGCAAUGGCAAUGGUGGGGGUAAUGGUAAUGGUUGCGGCAAUGGCAACGGUUUGGGUAAUUGUAAUGGUUGCUGCAAUGGCAACGGUUUGGGUAAUUGUAAUGGUUGCUGCAAUGGCAACGGUGGGGGUAAUGGUAAUGGUUGCUGCAAUGGCAACGGUGGGGUAAUGGUAAUGGUUGCUGCAAUGGCAACGGUGGGGGUUUUGUUUAUCCUAUAUAUCCCAGUCUUAUAUAUCCCCAUCCCUAACACUUGUUUAACUCUUCCCCCCUGCUCCCACUCUGUCUUCCCUGCUUGGCUCUUCUCAUUACAACUUUAUAUUAUAGUGGCCCAGUCCUAUAUAUCCCUAUCAGAGUGCCCAACACGAAACCACCUCUAACUAAUUGUGGAGCUGAAGUGAUAUCAUUAUUCAUAUUUUCCAAGGAAUGACCAACAACAGUGAUAACAACACUGAUAACAACAACACCGGUAACGCUGUUUACAGUGGCAACACUGGUAACAGCUGCACACCGGUAAUAUUGAUAACAGCACCAACUGCAUGCUGUUCCACACACACACACACACACACACACACACACAGACACACACAAAAGCACUAUCACGACAAUUGUGGUCCAGCAGUUGUGGUUAUUAAUCUACACAAAAAUAUGCACCGAGUAUUCACUGUAAUUUUCUGUUAUGUAUUCUAAACCAUGAAAAUAAAUGCUCUGCAAAUUG
This is a messenger RNA of Portunus trituberculatus (swimming crab), 1303 nucleotides long. Its product is annotated as putative glycine-rich cell wall structural protein 1. The transcript has 4 exons. The coding region runs from base 75 to 965 and encodes 296 amino acids. Lineage: Eukaryota; Metazoa; Arthropoda; Malacostraca; Decapoda; Portunidae. The record is from RefSeq and is a predicted model, not a curated record.